AUGUUCUUUACCAAUGGAGAUGUUAUGGCCGCAAGUGCUUCAUCGCUAUUGGAACUGGCAUUUCUCUACUUCGUUGUGGAACAAUUUCGCAAUGAUAUACAAACAAUCAGUGGUUAUGCCGCGAGGGAUCGGUAUCGGGGGCACGUUUCACAGCGUAUUCAUGAAGAAGUUAGGGCAUUGCAUGAGGGUUCUAGAUUAGGAGUUGGCGACAACUUACACGGCAUCGUUGGGGGUCUGCUUGACUCUUCCCUGCGCGAAGACAUCGUUCUUCAAGAUUACUGGGUGCUCUUCGGAUUUCUCAUACAAAUAAUACAAGUUUCAGGCUUAAGAGUGAUAGUGGUUCUAAAUGAGGCUCUUGUUCGAAACUUCAAUGGAACGCAUCAGUCACUUCGCAGGCGAUAUUCGGAGAUUCGCAAGGCUCUCGGAAUGUUGGCAUUCGACAUCGUUGAACCGACCAAAUCCUCGGUGAGCUUUUGGCAAUUCUCCAGUGGAGCUGACUCUAGUGGGACUGGCCCUGCUCAUUGA
This is a messenger RNA of Sclerotinia borealis F-4128, 525 nucleotides long. Lineage: Eukaryota; Fungi; Ascomycota; Leotiomycetes; Helotiales; Sclerotiniaceae. The record is from the annotation of a GenBank genome assembly.